AACGUAAAGUUGGCGCCGUUCCUCGAUCAGGUUGUCAAACUUUCGCAAAGAAUUUUUCCAAAAUAAAAACAAUAAAUUUGGAAAAUAGGGAAAACUCAGCGACGGCAUUUAGCAAUUUUGGAAAUCACUUCAAAUGAUGUGAAAAUUCUGGUACAGGCGAGACAACCCUUGCGCAAAAAGAGUCGCUAGUGAACAUAACCACAAAAAAUAAGACGCUGUCAUUACUGUAAAAAUUGAUUUUUUUCGUCUAUUUUCCACUGGGUAUUGUUAAAUAUGCCUUUGAUUUGAGCAAGCAACAAUGUGGCCCGUGCUGUUGGAUAUGACAAAAGAAGAAUCCAUGCAAAGUUUGCGGAAUUUAGAACUGGAAGCCUAUGCCCAUCUCGUGUCGGCGCUGCGAGCCCAAGGCCCCCUUAACCCCGACAAACGCAAACUCCUGAAGGACACCAGCCAGGUGCUUAAUAUCCCACAGGACCGCCACAAAGCCGAAAUUCGGAGAGCCGUCAACGACGAAAAACUCAACACGAUCGCAUAUCAUGUUACAGGCUUGACUGAAUCGCUGGAAGAUUGGGCGCAAGAGGGGCGCAGGUCCGUGCCGCUGCUACCCAGAAUGGCCCCCCAGACCGCCUACUCCGCCAUCGCCGAUGAGGCGGCCGAAAACGCCAACCAGACCAACAAACAACUGCCCUAUCCUGCCGCCACCGAGCGAAAACGGCCCCCAAUGCAGCCCCCCGUGCCAACGGCGCCAGAAACGAGCAAGGGGGCGCAGUUCCGAGUCCCAGAAACACCCAAAAUUGAAGACAGCAAGAAGCGGAAACUACCCAUUUGUACGGAAAAUAGCAGUCUCGCGCAGCACCUCCUAGGCCCCCCGAAGAUGAGUCGGACUCAACAAAUAUACAGGCAACGGACGAAAGGGGCAAUACUGAAAGAACAGAUGAAGCUGAAGCCGCAGUCAAAAAUCCCAUUUAAUCCGAUUAUGCAGUCGUCAAACGGCCCCAAAGUAGUGUUGCCCCCAAGUGGCGAAGAAACAAUCGAGCAGAUUCAAAACGAGAUAAAUAAUUACCCCCAAAAAUCUGACGCCCCAAGUUGUUCCAAUGAGAAUCAAGCACCUCGUGCUAAACUCUUCACUCCAACUAAACCCACCCAGAGUUUAACUUUCAAACAAAUCACAACAGCAGGCACUAGUGACGUGAAAUUGUGCCCAAAAAAGACCAUCACUAAACCGGGGACUCCCCUGGGACAGAAACUAAUCGUUGUGUCGAACGCUCAAACGAUUCAUACCUCUAGUAUUCUACAAAAGACUUUGUCGAUACCGUUGGUUAAAAAUAUCUCUGUGAAAAAUUUCGAAAAGUUUAAGAUUGUCACGACAAGUAGCCCACAGCUCGUCACUGCCGCCAAUAAUAUCAAUUCGUUGAAACAUAAAGUUGUGACUGUUAAAACAAAUCCGACGACUAAGAAAGUGAUUCCGCUCUCGUUGCUUAAUUCAAAAGGGGGGAUUAAAGUGUUGCCAAUUGGGGGUAAAAUAGUGGGGAAGACAACAACGAGCACCUCCUCGCCCCCAUUGUACAUCGUGAAUACAGUGGCCCCCAAAACCACGACGCCCGCAGUGGUGACAGAGGCGCCGCCCAGUGUGAGUAAAGAAAAUGGGAAAUCGUCGGUUUUGGGCGAUAUUUUGAAGGCGUCUGGUGUUACAACUGACGAUUUUGAUACGCAAAUUGAGGAGUUUAGAAUUCCGAAUAAUCAUGUGGCUGAGGAACAAGUGGAGCAAGUUGAAGAGGAGGAACAAGUUACGUCGAGUGAAAAGGGCGAUUUUUUUAUUCUGCCUGAAGGUGAAGUUGUGGAAAUGAAAAGUGACAGUACAAAAACAAACGAAGAACAAUUUUCAAGCGCUGAUGUCGUGACAGAUGAUAGUGAAACAGUGAUUUUGCAAGUUCAGAGUUCGGAAUUAACAAGUGUUGGUGAUGCUGCUAACUGAUAUUUAUUUAUUUUCUAAUUUAUUAUUAUUAAAUUAAUCCGUUGACUUUUUUUAAGAUGCAUUAGUUCAACUUUUUGUACAUUAUCGCUAUAUUUUAUCAGACGUUUUGCUCAAUAAAUGUUCAAUCACUUUGUGUUGCCAAUCAAAAUUCAUGUAGCAGUUUUGCGUAUUUUAGCAUUUUACUGAAAAUUUUGUACAUAUGUAAUAGAAAAUGAUUGUAGUUAAACAAAUUCAUUGAAUAUAUUCUGUACGUUUAAAUAAACCAUUUUUAUUUUAAA
This is a messenger RNA of Tribolium castaneum (red flour beetle), 2250 nucleotides long. RefSeq lists its product as uncharacterized. Gene Ontology annotation, cellular component: nucleoplasm. The record is from RefSeq and is a predicted model, not a curated record. The transcript has 5 exons. Lineage: Eukaryota; Metazoa; Arthropoda; Insecta; Coleoptera; Tenebrionidae. Gene Ontology annotation, biological process: regulation of DNA-templated transcription. The coding region runs from base 299 to 1972 and encodes 557 amino acids.